AUGCCCUCGACGGCGCUCUUCUUCCUACCACUCGCUCCGAGUCAAACAUCCCCCACCUCGACCCUGAUAUCGCACAUAACGCGCACUCUCCCGGCCGAACCCUUACCACCGUUCAUUCUCGAUCAUCGUCUCUUUGUCGACACGUCUUCCCUCCUUCCCAACACCGACACCUCAAAGCGCACGUUCACGAGCAUUCUACACCUCUCGCACAUCCCGCACCAGUCCUUUAUCGGCACUACCGCUCCCACUGCUACUGUUCCCGCCUCUGCUUCUCAGCCACAAACGACGACACCAACGGAACCGUCCCUGACAAUCACGUCCCUCCCCUCAUCUUCGACAGACACACUGACCCAGCUUAUCGGCACGAAGCUUCAACCGCAAUGGGCGCAUCGCCAGUCCGUCAUAAUCGACAACGGCACUUCCCUCAGCCUCCACAACGGCGACUACACCAUCCGCCUGGGUGACGUAAAGACAUCGCCGAGGGGUAACCAACCGCUCAGUCUUCGGGGGAUGAUUCUCGAACUCACCUACAACACCGACAACGGUUCCGAGGAAGUCGCAGAAGCCUCCAAUGGCGCGAGUGCGACUGCGACCGACCCUGGCACCGCGAGAGUGAGUAGAGACGACGAGACCCUUCUACGUGGCGUCGUCGACGCACUCGCCGACUCAGCGGCGAUAUCACUUGCUGGCGCACGCGUGUUUUUUCGCAGGACACACCGUCAAGAGAACGGAAAAGUACCCCCCGGUGUGAUCGACUGGGAUCUUGUAAGGCUGUAUAUGAGUGCGCUACGUGGCUCGAGAGGUUGA
Molecule: messenger RNA, 807 nt
Organism: Exophiala spinifera
Lineage: Eukaryota; Fungi; Ascomycota; Eurotiomycetes; Chaetothyriales; Herpotrichiellaceae
Exons: 1
Coding region: 1-807 (268 amino acids)
Biological process (GO): regulation of transcription by RNA polymerase II
Cellular component (GO): mediator complex
Molecular function (GO): transcription coregulator activity
Source: RefSeq, a predicted model, not a curated record